AUGUACCCUCUUGGAGCUCUCCACGGCCGAGAGAGACCUGCUGAGGCGACCGCCGUUACCAUACCGGACACAUGCGACCUGCCUCGUUUGUCGGACUUGAGUGGUCCAUUCAUAUACUUCAGUCUGCAUGAGAUUGCACAUCUCCGGGACGUCGACAUGAUUCUACGUAUCAACUUGAAUGAUUACACGUACUGGUGCAUUCCAUUUGGAAGAACAAACAAUGAUUGCGAUGGAAACACUAGAACUGUGAUCGAACCUCGAUCCCUCUCAGCUGCUGACGUGCAAGAUGGGAGCUGCAGAGAGCUCCUGCUUGGAACCCGAGGAUAUCUUUUAGCUUUCUCAUCUGCCCCCUGUACGACAGGUUUUAAGCUCCAGCUUUCCAACAUCUGUAUGAUUCAGUCUUCGAACCUCUCGUUACCAUGUGCAGUUUGUCGAACGACUAUUCACUCUUCUGGAGAAUUCUGUCAGAGCAAGAAUGAACUUCAACUUCGUGAAAUCUUUUCAAACUUCAAACCAACAUACGUGGAAAACUUUUUGAACUUCAGCUUUGAGAACGCUAACGGCCGCCCUGAUGCCGCAGCCGCGGCCGAUUGCGGACAGUAG
Molecule: messenger RNA, 603 nt
Organism: Guillardia theta CCMP2712
Lineage: Eukaryota; Cryptophyceae; Pyrenomonadales; Geminigeraceae
Exons: 6
Coding region: 1-603 (200 amino acids)
Source: RefSeq, a predicted model, not a curated record